Colletotrichum truncatum is the source of this 99-nucleotide messenger RNA. RefSeq lists its product as uncharacterized. The record is from RefSeq and is a predicted model, not a curated record. Lineage: Eukaryota; Fungi; Ascomycota; Sordariomycetes; Glomerellales; Glomerellaceae.
AUGUCGAUAUUUUCCCGCUUCUUAGUCCAAAAUCUUCGCAAUCGUAUUUCAAGCCCUUCAACAAUAACCUCCUUUUUCUGCUCAUACAAGGACGAUUGA